Messenger RNA from Armigeres subalbatus, 629 nucleotides. RefSeq names its product probable protein BRICK1-B (gene HSPC300). The coding region runs from base 147 to 374 and encodes 75 amino acids. The record is from RefSeq and is a predicted model, not a curated record. Lineage: Eukaryota; Metazoa; Arthropoda; Insecta; Diptera; Culicidae. Gene Ontology annotation, biological process: cell motility; regulation of actin polymerization or depolymerization; actin filament organization. Gene Ontology annotation, molecular function: protein-containing complex binding. Gene Ontology annotation, cellular component: SCAR complex. The transcript has 2 exons.
CUUUUAUUUUGACAUUUCGAUGCAUCGGGAAUCAUCAGAAGUGAUUUCCUUACUCGAACUAUUUGCUUGAUAAAACCAUUAUUAAUCAGCACGUCGGUAACUCUUCCUUUAAAACUCCCCAACCCAAGCGCAUCAUCGUCGCAACCAUGGACGCACAUCGCGAAGCAAUCCAAAAGCAAAUCCACCAGGACUGGGCCAAUCGUGAGUACAUCGAAGUGAUCACGGCCAGCAUCAAGCGAAUCACAGAUUUCCUCAACUCGUUCGACAUGAGCUGUCGAUCGCGACUGGCAGUGCUGAAUGAGAAACUAACCACACUGGAGCGACGGAUUGACUAUCUGGAAGCUUGCGUGACCAAGGGAGAAACGUUGCAAUAGGCGGACUUGUGAUGGAUUCCGCUGCGGUCUGGAUAGGUGGGAGCUAUCCGCGAGUGUAAUGGAGAUUUGCUGCGCUUUUUAUAGUGCAAUUCAACAGAACGGGAUGAAUAUGUAAGCGGAGACGGUGGAACCAACCUCUAGCGUAAGAACUCAUUUAGGUAUAGACAUUAGACUGUAUGCUUCAGUAGUGACGAAAUAUGUAGAUUUAUUUAAAUGCUAUUCGAAUAAACCGAUUUAUGGAAAAUAAGUGAAAAA